This is a messenger RNA of Closterium sp. NIES-67, 1494 nucleotides long. The record is from the annotation of a GenBank genome assembly. NCBI's taxonomy places the organism in Eukaryota, Viridiplantae, Streptophyta, Zygnematophyceae, Desmidiales, Closteriaceae.
ACAGAGACCACUUCUCCUCGGAGGAAUUUCUCAGCUCCGAGUUUUCCGUAGCUAAUUUCCCUCCAGUUUCUAGCCAUGGCUUGCCGUCUCCCGUCGCUGCUUCGACCAUCAAGGCUCCAGCUUGCUUUUGCGCGUCUGAGCUUCGGACCUCGUUUUUAAGGCCAGUUGUGUCGUUCGUUCAAGCUAGGAAGCCCGCUCGCUCGCUCUCAGCCAAGGCGAGACGUUGCGAAGCGUCCUUGGAUAGGAAGCACAAUGUUCGGCGAAGGCUCAGCCGUGGAAGCUGAUACAGUUACGGCGACGAACAUCGCUUCAGAUGUGACUCAGCUCAUCGGCAGCACGCCCAUGGUGUACCUCAACAAGGUCGUCGACGGCUGCGUCGCCAACAUUGCAGCGAAGCUCGAGAUCAUGGAGCCAUGCUGCAGCGUCAAGGACAGAAUUGCGUACAGCAUGAUCAACGACGCGGAGGAACGAGGCCUCAUCGAGGCUGGCAAGAGCGUGCUGGUGGAGCCGACCUCGGGCAACACGGGCAUCGGGUUGGCGUUCAUUGCAGCGGCGAGGGGCUACAAGCUCGUCCUCACCAUGCCCGCCUCCAUGAGCCUCGAGCGCCGCGUGCUGCUGCAGGCGUUCGGCGCCGAGCUCGUUCUCACCGACCCCGCCAAGGGCAUGAAGGGCGCUGUGGCUAAGGCGGAGGAGAUUGUGGGGAAGACGGAAGGCGCGUACAUGCUGCAGCAGUUCGAGAACCCCGCGAAUCCCAAGGUCCACUUUGAAACGACCGGCCCUGAGAUCUGGGAGGACACCCGGGGCACGGUGGACUUCCUUAUCUCGGGCAUCGGCACGGGCGGCACUGUCACUGGCACGGGGCGGUACCUGCGCAGCAAGAACCCCAAUGUCAAGCUCAUUGGCGUGGAGCCCAAGGAGAGCCCUGUUCUCUCAGGUGGAAAGCCAGGGCCCCACAAGAUCCAGGGCAUUGGGGCUGGCUUUAUCCCGGGGGUGCUUGACGUUAGCAUUCUGGACGAGGUCAUUCAGGUCAGCAGCGACGACUCGGUUGAGAUGGCCAAGCAACUCGCUGUAAAGGAAGGGCUCCUGACGGGCAUAUCCUCUGGUGCUGCGGUGGUGGCAGCCAUUGAAGUUGCCAAAAGGCCCGAGAAUGCUGGCAAGCUAGUGGUGGUGGUUCUGCCCAGCUUUGGGGAGCGAUACCUGUCGUCAGUGCUCUUCUCUGACAUUAGAUCCAAGGCCGAGGCAAUGACCCCUGAGGUGUAGAUUGACCGCUCCAGACGCAUUGAUGUAGCAAGCGGCACAUGAAUCUAUGCGCUGUGCAAUGUAGAGGAAUCUAAACGAUUUAGAGAGGUGUUGUAUUCGGGGGACACCUCGCCUGGUCCUUACAAAAGGUGGAGGUACAUGCUUCAAUUCAACAUCGAGGGGGGGGGAGGGGGGAAAGCCUGUAAUGGUAAGAACUUUAGUUUACCCUCCUUCCUUGGCGGCAUACGAAGUACU